UUGUUCAUGUGCUCUCCAGCAAAUCAAACUUGUUUCUCUGCGGGUUCUUAUCACAUUUUGUUGGCCGGUGAAAAUUUAGCUUGGAAAAGUUAAUUAGAAUUGCAUUUUAAUCAUUGUUUCGCAUUCAAUUGAUACGCGUGUGUUUUUCCAACAGUGUAUUAUUCGGGUUCUUGCAAUACAAUAGAAAUAAAAUUGCCGAAACAUGAGCACCAACGUCUAUGAAGGUUAUAAAUCGCCGCUGAGCACUCGCUAUGCCAGCAAAGAGAUGCAAUAUCUUUUUAGUGACCAGAAAAAGUUUUCCACAUGGCGUCAAUUGUGGGUAUGGUUAGCCGAGGCAGAAAAGAGUUUGGGAUUGGAGAUAACCGAUGCCCAAAUUGCCGAGAUGAAAGCCAACAUUAAUAAUGUUGACUUUGAGGCAGCAGCCGCCGAAGAACGUUUAACCCGUCACGAUGUUAUGGCUCAUGUUCAUGUAUUUGCCAAACAAUGUCCAUUGGCUGCACCAAUUAUUCAUUUGGGAGCAACCUCGUGUUAUGUUGGUGACAAUACGGAUCUUAUUAUUUUACGUGAUGCCUUGGAUUUACUGUUGCCCCGUAUUGCCUCUGUGAUUUAUUGCCUCAAAGAAUUUGCUCUAAAGUACAAAUCACAACCCACAUUGGGUUUUACACAUCUGCAGCCAGCCCAAUUGACCACAGUCGGCAAGAGAGCCUGUCUAUGGAUACAAGAUUUGUUGAUGGAUGAGCGUGCUUUGCGUCGCUGUCGUGAGGAUUUACGUUGCCGUGGCGUUAAGGGUACUACUGGAACUCAGGCUUCCUUUUUGCAACUUUUCAACGGUGACAGUGGCAAGGUGAAGGAAUUGGAUUUGAAGGUUACAAAAUUGGCUGGUUUUGAAAAACCAUAUGGCGUAACUGGUCAAACCUACUCACGUAAAGUAGAUGUGGAUAUUAUUGCCGCAAUCUCCAGUUUGGGCACCACCAUUCACAAAAUGUGUUCGGAUUUGAGAAUUUUGGCAUCACGCAAAGAAAUGGAAGAACCAUUUGAAAGCACACAAAUUGGUUCAUCGGCUAUGGCUUACAAACGCAAUCCCAUGCGUUCAGAACGUUGUUGUGCCCUGGCUAGGCAUAUGAUAACUCUCUUUUCCAAUGCCGCCAAUACACAUGCCACCCAAUGGUUGGAACGUACUUUAGAUGACUCGGCCAAUCGUCGGUUAACAUUGUCGGAAGCUUUCCUAUCAGCUGAUGCUGCCCUAUUGACUUUGUUGAAUAUUUCUCAAGGCAUGGUUGUUUACCCCAAGGUAAUUGAACGUCACAUUGCUCAGGAAUUACCUUUCAUGUCAACCGAAAACAUUAUUAUGGCUAUGGUAAAGGCCGGUGGUGAUCGCCAAGUUUGCCAUGAAAAGAUUCGUGUACUCUCACAAGAAGCCGGUGCCCAAGUCAAGCAACAUGGAAAAGAUAACGAUUUGGUGGAACGUGUGCGUAAAGAUCCUUACUUUGCUCCCAUCCUCGAUCACUUGGAUACAAUUUUGGAUCCCACAACAUUUACUGGCCGUGCCAGUGAUCAAGUUAGCGAAUUUGUUAGUGAGGAAGUUGAAGGUGUUUUAGCCAACUACAAGGAUGCUUUGAAGAAUAUACAAGUUGUUCAAUUGAAUAUUUAAGCGGAGAAGGACGAGAAUGUUGACAUUCUGUAUGCCUUUUUUGUUUACCACAUGCUUCCAAGCAGCAUUAGUGUUUACAUUUAGUUUUCAUAUUGUUACCGAUAAGAUUUUUAAUGAAUGUAAUCAAUAAAUUAAAAAAAUACAA
Molecule: messenger RNA, 1796 nt
Organism: Musca domestica (house fly)
Lineage: Eukaryota; Metazoa; Arthropoda; Insecta; Diptera; Muscidae
Gene: Adsl
Product: adenylosuccinate lyase
Exons: 2
Coding region: 203-1651 (482 amino acids)
Biological process (GO): 'de novo' AMP biosynthetic process
Cellular component (GO): cytosol
Molecular function (GO): N6-(1,2-dicarboxyethyl)AMP AMP-lyase (fumarate-forming) activity; (S)-2-(5-amino-1-(5-phospho-D-ribosyl)imidazole-4-carboxamido) succinate lyase (fumarate-forming) activity
Source: RefSeq, a predicted model, not a curated record